Penicillium olsonii is the source of this 738-nucleotide messenger RNA. Lineage: Eukaryota; Fungi; Ascomycota; Eurotiomycetes; Eurotiales; Aspergillaceae. The record is from the annotation of a GenBank genome assembly.
AUGGGCUUCUCACUAUCUAUACCGCGAUGGGCCUCCGUCCUUCUCAUGCUGUGCUUGGGUCUUGCACAGGCUCACACUGUCAUCACAUACCCCGGCUACCGAGGAAACAACCUCCACACCAACGGCACAGUCGCGCAAGCCAACGGUCUCGGUGUCGCAUAUGAUGUGAAGAACGGCUCAUAUAUCUUCCCAUAUGGAAUGGAGUGGAUCUAUCCCUGUGGUGGAAUGCCCAGGUCGACCAACCGAACCAAAUGGCCCGUCAGCGGUGGUGCUCUCGCCUUCCAGCCGGGCUGGUUCCCAGGUCAUGCCACUGCCUUGAUCUACGUCAACCUGGGAUUCGGCGAGAUUCCGGAAAACAUGAGCCACCCUGUCGUCUCCCCCUUCCAGAUCGUCGGUCCUACCAACAACCCUUACCCGGGUACUGUCUGUCUGCCGCAGGUGCCCCUGCCGGCCAACAUUAGUGUCAGCCCUGGUGAUUACGCUACUAUCCAAGUAGUCGAGACGGCCAAACAUGGCGCUGCCUUGUACAACUGCGUGGACAUUGAAUUCGCAGAAGACGGCGAUGCGUCCAUCGAGACUGUGACUCGUGAUAACUGCUUCAACUCGUCUGACAUAUCCUUCGAAUACAUGUACACGACAUCGGCCAUUGGGUCUGGUGCAGCCAUGCUACAUCCAACGCUAUCAGCUGCUGCCUUCUUCCCGCUCUUGGUGGCGGGUACAUUGGGCUUGUACAUGUAG